AUGUGCUGGAAAGGAAAGUGUCAGCAUCGACCAAACAAGUACCGUCUCAGUGGUGUUGGUGGUGGCGGACAAGUCACUAACGAGGAUUUCUUAUCCCCAUCUUCUGAAAUUGUCAAUGAUGAAGAACAUAUCGAUGAGGUUUCCAUUAACGGACGCGAGUUCUACCAUGAUAGAAGGUAUGACCUAGAAGUCAAGGACGAUUAUCCUCUGGAGUUGCAUGUGCAACACAAUUGGAAGGUGCGUAGAGGCGUUCCAUCACUUCCCAAUACUCGCACUGACUCAACACGUGAUGCCGAUUCCGUUGUCGGGUGGCAUGAGCGACAAACCGCCCCUUGA
Molecule: messenger RNA, 336 nt
Organism: Dicrocoelium dendriticum
Lineage: Eukaryota; Metazoa; Platyhelminthes; Trematoda; Plagiorchiida; Dicrocoeliidae
Source: the annotation of a GenBank genome assembly